CAGACGCCAGCAGAUCUCGCCGCCGCGUCGCCGUCCAUGCCGCCAUGCUCGCGCCACCUCCUCCGUGUCCGCUUCUUCCUCCUCGUCGCGCUGGCAGGCGUGGCCGUAUCCCACGGUGGCGUGGUGGAGGAUGCCGCCUGCGCCGCGGCGAACCGCACCGACGCGGCCUCGCUCCGCCCGGACCGCCUCACGGUGCUCCUGAGCGGCUACUCGGAGCGGCGCCUCCCGCUGCUCCGCGCCAUCGCGGGGGCCUACGCCGCGCACCCUCUGGUCCUCGCCGUGGUCGUGCUCUGGUGCAACCCCUCCACGCCGGGCCGCGUCCUCCGCCGCGGCGGCGGCGGGUUCCCACCCCGCGUCACGGUCCGCCGCGCCGCCUCGGCGUCCCUCAACUCCCGCUUCCUCCCGCGCCCCUCCGACAUCCGCACAGCAGCCGUCGCCGUGGCCGACGACGACGUGCUGCCCGACGCCGCGGCCCUCUCCUUCGCGUUCGCCGCCUGGCAGCAGCAGCAGCGGCCGCCGCCGACGGCGGGCCCCCUCGUCGGCUUCUUCCCGCGGUCGCACCACCUCGACCUCGCCCGCGGGAGGUGGGCGUACACGGCGGCGCAGCCGGGGCGGUACUCCAUGGUGCUCACCAAGUUCAUGGUCCUCGGGGCCGACCUCCUCUACAGGUACUCGUGCUCGCCGGAGCUCGCGGCCGCGCGCGCCGUGGUGGACCGGGAGCGCAACUGCGAGGACAUCCUCAUGAACUUCGUCGCCGCCGAGGAGUCCAGCGCGGGGCCCGUGCUCGUGGAGGCCGGCAGCAUCCGGGACUGGGGCGACCCGAGGAACGACGUGAACGUCGGCGGCGCGGGCGAGGACGGAGGCGCGAUGAAGGAUGUCGGGCUGAGCGCCACGGGGGGAUUAGGGCACUGGGAGAAGAGAGGGGCGUGCAUCACCGAGUUCCACCGCCUGCUGGGGAGAAUGCCGCUGCGCUACAGCUACGGGAAGGUGGUGGAGGCUGCCGUCGGCGAGCAGGGGCUCUGCAGCAAGGGCGGACGCCUCGUCCGGUGCGACCAGGAGUAGCUGAAGCUCUGCGAUUUUCUUCGCGGCCGUGUCAAAUCUGUGACAGAUUGGAAAUCAGCUUCAUCAUCAGGGCCUCAGGGUAGCAAAAGAACUGGCCCUGCUGCCGCUGCAGGAGUCAUGCACUCAUGCGGUGAUGCAACAUCAAUCCAUGAAGGAAGAUAGCGCUUGUAAUCCCUGCUGACAUAAUCGAUAGCUUGUUUUCAUGUCAAUUUGACGUGUGGUGUACCACCGCGUUCGGCAGGCUGGAGCUGGAGUGGUGUGAGAGAAAAACACUGUUACCUAUCUGGUGGCUGGUGGCUGGAGCUGGAGUGGUGUGAGAGGAAAUUACUGUAGAGCUGGAGGCCUACCCACCAGCCGAACACGGUGGUAGUUAGCAUCGUAUUCGAUUCAGUUCUUCCUCUAGAUUUUGGUUGUCAACAAGAUUGCUCAUUGUCGGUGCUUCUUGUUAACUCCUCUGCAGAACUGCAAACAAAGUUCAGGUAGUGCAGUGCUAUUUGCGGUAGCGCCUGUAUGUACUAGAAUGUUUGCUGCAAACUUGGUGAUGGACUGGAAGUUGAGUUGGAAGCAUGCUUACCCAAUAA
This is a messenger RNA of Panicum virgatum (switchgrass), 1643 nucleotides long. RefSeq names its product glycosyltransferase family protein 64 C3-like. The coding region runs from base 37 to 1062 and encodes 341 amino acids. Gene Ontology annotation, cellular component: membrane. NCBI's taxonomy places the organism in Eukaryota, Viridiplantae, Streptophyta, Magnoliopsida, Poales, Poaceae. The record is from RefSeq and is a predicted model, not a curated record. The transcript has a single exon. Gene Ontology annotation, molecular function: glycosyltransferase activity.